Messenger RNA from Peromyscus leucopus (white-footed mouse), 1409 nucleotides. RefSeq names its product zinc finger protein ubi-d4-like. NCBI's taxonomy places the organism in Eukaryota, Metazoa, Chordata, Mammalia, Rodentia, Cricetidae. The record is from RefSeq and is a predicted model, not a curated record. Gene Ontology annotation, biological process: nervous system development. Gene Ontology annotation, cellular component: nBAF complex.
UACUACAGAGAUGCCAUGGAACAGUGCCACAGUUACGAUGCCGGCCAAUGUGCUGAGCGUAGUGUGCGCCUGCCUUUCUUGGACUCACAGACUGGAGUAGCCCAGAGCAAUUGUUAUAUCUGGAUGGAAAAGCGACGCCGGGGACCAGGAUUGGCCCCUGGACAGUUGUCCUCCUACCCUGCCCGGCGCUGGCGGAAAAAGCGUCGAGCCCACCCACCUGAGGAUCCUAGGCUUUCCUUUGCAUCUAUUAAACCAGACACAGACCAGACCCUGAAGAAAGAGGGGCUUAUCUCUCAGGAUGGUCGCAGUUUAGAGGCUCUGUUGCGUACUGACCCUCUGGAGAAACGAGGUGCUCCAGAUCCCCGUGUUGAUGUUGACAGCCUGGGCAAGUUUCCUGUUACCAACAGUCGAGCACGGAAGCGGAUCCUUGAACCUGAUGACUUCCUAGAUGACCUUGAUGAGGAGGACUAUGAAGAAGAUACUCCAAAUCGUCGGGGGAAGGGGAAGUCCAAGAGUAAGGGUGUGAGCAGUGCCCGGAAGAAACUGGAUGCUUCCAUCCUGGAGGACCGGGAUAAGCCCUAUGCCUGUGACAUUUGUGGAAAACGCUACAAGAACCGACCUGGCCUCAGUUACCACAAUGCCCAUUCCCACCUGGCUGAGGAGGAAGGAGAGGACAAAGAAGACUCUCAACCACCCACUCCUGUUUCCCAGAGGUCUGAAGAACAGAAACCCAAGAAAGGACCUGAUGGAUUAGCCCUGCCCAACAACUACUGUGACUUCUGCCUGGGGGACUCACAAAUCAACAAGAAGACAGGGCAGCCUGAGGAGCUGGUGUCCUGUUCUGAGUGUGGCCGCUCAGGGCAUCCGUCCUGCCUGCAGUUCACCCCUGUGAUGAUGGCGGCUGUGGAGACCUACCGCUGCAACCUCUGCGGCACCUCGGAGAAUGACGACCAGCUGCUUUUCUGUGAUGAAUGUGACCGUGGCUACCACAUGUACUGUCACCCAUCCAUGUCUGAGCCUCCUGAAGGAAGGUGGAGCUGCCAUCUGUGUCUGGAUCUGCUGAAGGAGAAAGCAUCCAUCUACCAGAACCAGAACAACUCCUGAUGUGCCGCCCAGCUGCCCACACAUCUAAGGCUGUUGCUCUCCUCUACCUUGGUUUUCAUACCCCUCUUCUUCCUUCACUCUGGUAGUCCUGCCAACCUGCCUUUGGCAACAGCACAGGGAGGUGGCACCUCUGGCUGCCUCUGGCCCCGAGCCCUCAGGGAGUAAGGAGCAGCAAGCUGCCCCAGGGCUGACCCGUGGGCCCAACUUCUCUCUGCUCUCCAAGAAGUGCAUUCACUCUGCUUGCCUUGGGCCCAAGUCCCUGGUAAUCACAGGGUUCAAAUGGGGUCCUCUGAGAAGGAAUAUGA